AUGACUGACUUUUGUGAACUUACACUAGAAAGAAAAGGAUUCUACGGUGUGGACUUUUCCAAGCAGUUGGAUCAAAUCAAGUGCCUCGUGUUCGACAUGGAGUGCCUUUGGCUGGAAGUGGUACCAAUUGCGGCACUUAUCGAGCGCCAAAAAGAACAAAACCCAAAUCUGGACUGCACCGAGGCCCUGAUCGACCAAACGCUGCUGGCCGGUGGCAGUGCAAACUAUAGUGCGAACAUCGUCGAAGGAUGUGUACACUUUGCUGCCAAAUACUAUCUGGAAAACUAUCCAAUCCGGUUUCAGUUCCACCUAAACCGGGCCACGGCACAAGAAGUUUCCCGCCAUUACAUCAAGCCGCUGUGGCGCACCUUGCUACGACAGGAAACGGAAAUUCGUGCGCUUGUGGAAGAAUUGAAACGAAAAGACGUAGAAAUAGCACAGUACCAAGCGGAAGGGGCCCGGCUAAAUAGAACCACCGUGCAGACAGACACGUUCGAUGAGCAGAAGUUCCGGCAAGCAUUCCCCGUUCAGCUGCCGGUGCAAAGUGUGUAUGUACAAACGCUUUUAAACAGUGACGUGCACCGUAGUAAUCUAAUGAAAAUGUUGGAGCUUGAGCAUAACAUAGGCGAUUCAGCAAGAGGCAGAAACAAGCUGCCAGUUCCUGUCACCCAACAGUUUAACUCACCUUCAAGACGAAGGAAAAAACGUGCAAGACCAAUGAUGGUGCCAGAUGUUACCAAAACUUCCAUCGAGUAUGAACAUGAAGAGGACGAUUGA
Anopheles marshallii is the source of this 777-nucleotide messenger RNA. RefSeq lists its product as uncharacterized. Lineage: Eukaryota; Metazoa; Arthropoda; Insecta; Diptera; Culicidae. The transcript has a single exon. Gene Ontology annotation, cellular component: DNA ligase IV complex; nucleus. The record is from RefSeq and is a predicted model, not a curated record. Bases 1 to 777 code for a protein of 258 amino acids. Gene Ontology annotation, biological process: double-strand break repair via nonhomologous end joining. Gene Ontology annotation, molecular function: DNA end binding.